Messenger RNA from Melampsora larici-populina 98AG31, 1224 nucleotides. RefSeq lists its product as uncharacterized. The record is from RefSeq and is a predicted model, not a curated record. The transcript is spliced from 5 exons. Bases 1 to 1224 code for a protein of 407 amino acids. NCBI's taxonomy places the organism in Eukaryota, Fungi, Basidiomycota, Pucciniomycetes, Pucciniales, Melampsoraceae.
AUGUCGACAAUUGAGUACUCACCUCCAGUCCUGGAACGAACAGCGCUUUCAAUGAGAUGGAGUGGGAUUGUCACACUCCACAAUGAGAAUUACGUCCAGGGAGCUCAUAACGACGAGCAUCGUUGUUUCGCAGCUGAAAGCAAGAACCCAAACGCGGGGAUUGAUCGGUCGCACUUCACCGUUACCGUCGAUGAUACCUUGCCCCUGGAAGAUGGAGCAGUUGUGGAGCUCUCGGGUUAUGUCACGGCCCUGAAUAAUGGUGAAGAGGCAGUGGUUCACGUGUACGGCGCCUUAAGACAAUUGAGUACAAUUGCAGUCGAAUUAUCCAACUUUCAAGUAGAUGUGCUUAAUGUUACCAGUCGAGGUAUCAUCACUGAGCCUAGGAUCUCCAAAGGUAAUUGGAGUUCCUUAGUCGUACAGCAUACAGUGUGGAUCACCGCCUGGCGCGCAUGGAGAGAUUACACAGCCAUUUAUGUUGAUGUAGGAGAUGUGGUCAUACCUAAGGCAGUAGACCUUCUUGCCGGAGUAAUGGUUGACUUAGAAGGGACCCUUUUAGAAUUCUCAGAAACAGGAAACAUGUGGGCGAUACAUGGGCACAAAUGCUUCAGAAGCGAUGUGAUCGUCCGCAGAGAUGCCGUCAAAGGUGUACCUCUGGUGAUCACGUCAAACGACGAAGCCACAUCGUUGAAAUCCAAUUGUGCGUACAACGUGGAGGGACAAGUUGUAGCAAGAAACGGUACUUCAAUUAUCUUCACGGAGGCCAACAGUACUAGCAUUGUGGACGAGGCUGAGAUCCCCGUCAACUCCUUGCUGGACACGGUUUUGGCACAGGGGCUUGGCCGGAUCGUUGAAUGGUUCGUCCAAGAUCCAGAUCAAGGCGGCUACGGACAAGAGGUUAUCAAAGUUUUACAUCGAUGGCUAGACUCAGAACAUUCGCGCCUGAUAGACUUCUACGCAUAUUAUAGGCUCAAUCCCCGCAUCACGGCGACGUUAACUGGCGAUGCCCUGAGUGUAGGCAACGUCAUCUGCCUGCGGGGCAAUGUAGUGGGUCAUGACUCACUCAGUAACGCUUGGGGAAUAGAGGUGCGACCUCUCAAAACUCCAUCUACGUGCAGUGGGCUAAUCGUGUCUCAAUUGCAGACGACUGAAGUGCAAAUGGCACAACGGAUAGCAGUUUGUAGGCGCAGCCGUUGUAAAGAACGCAAUAAUCCAAUAGCCAUGUAG